Glycine soja is the source of this 568-nucleotide messenger RNA. Its product is annotated as histone-lysine N-methyltransferase SUVR4-like. The record is from RefSeq and is a predicted model, not a curated record. NCBI's taxonomy places the organism in Eukaryota, Viridiplantae, Streptophyta, Magnoliopsida, Fabales, Fabaceae. Bases 75 to 362 code for a protein of 95 amino acids. The transcript has 4 exons.
AUACAAGAGUACCCCCGAGUUCAUGACUUGUAUCAUAUUUUAUUUUCCGUCCUUUUCAUCUAUUGAUUUCUAGUAUGGUUUCUGUGUUUCUUGUUUCCAGAUGCUCGGACGCAAAUCUGAUAGACAUUCCAGUUGAAGUAGAGACGCCUGAUCGUCACUAUUAUCAUCUUGCUCUAUUCACAAACAGAAACGUGAAUGCAUACGAGGAAUUUACAUGGGACUAUGGUAUUGACUUCGAUGAUCAUGAGCACCCCAUUAAAGCAUUUAAUUGUUGUUGUGGAAGUCCCUUCUGCCGUGAUAAGAAACAAAAAGGAACUAGAUUAAACGCACUCAAGGAGAUACAAGCCACACAGACGGAGUAGCUAGUUGGUGGCACUUUGGCAUUCUUUGUUCGCAGUUUGUUUUCAGGUACCACGUACCUGCUGAAGGUCAGCAGUACAAGUUUUCAAGUAUCUUAAUAUGCUUGCUGGAGCAGCGAAUGCUGGUCAUAUAGACGAUUUCUUUCCUGCAAAUACUUAGUUAGGGAAACAAAUUAAGGAGAAGGUGAAUUUGUAUGCGAUUACUUGAA